Molecule: messenger RNA, 1149 nt
Organism: Talpa occidentalis (Iberian mole)
Lineage: Eukaryota; Metazoa; Chordata; Mammalia; Eulipotyphla; Talpidae
Gene: CD81
Product: CD81 molecule
Exons: 8
Coding region: 44-763 (239 amino acids)
Cellular component (GO): membrane
Source: RefSeq, a predicted model, not a curated record
GCCCCCCGCCGCGCCCCGCGCCCCCCGCGCCCCCCGCGCCGCCAUGGGGGUGGAGGGCUGCACCAAGUGCAUCAAGUACCUGCUCUUCGUCUUCAAUUUCGUCUUCUGGCUGGCCGGAGGCGUGAUCCUGGGAGUGGCCCUGUGGCUGCGCCAUGACCCGAAGACCACCAACCUGCUGUACCUGGAGCUGGGGGACCGGCCCGCACCCAGCACUUUCUACGUGGGCAUCUACAUCCUCAUCGCCGUGGGCGCCGUGAUGAUGUUCGUGGGCUUCCUGGGCUGCUACGGCGCCAUCCAGGAGUCCCAGUGCCUGCUGGCCACGUUCUUUGCCUGCCUGGUGAUCCUCUUUGCCUGCGAAGUGGCUGCUGGCAUCUGGGGCUUCGUCAACAAGGACCAGAUCGCCAAGGACAUGAAGCAGUUCUACGACCAGGCGGCGCAGCAGACCGUCGCGGAGGAUGAAAACGCGGCCAACAAAGCCAAGGCGGUGGUGAAGACCUUCCACCAGACGCUAAACUGCUGUGGCUCCUCCACGUUUUCCGCUGCGAUUAACAACAUGGUCAGGCCCAGCCUGUGCCCCGAGGGCAUGAACAUGGGCAGCUACAAUCUCUUCAAGGAGGAGUGCCACCCGCGGAUCGACGAGCUCUUCUCCAGGAAGCUGUACCUCAUCGGCAUCGCGGCCAUCGUGGUGGCAGUGAUCAUGAUCUUCGAGAUGAUCCUGAGCAUGGUGCUCUGCUGCGGCAUCCGGAACAGCUCCGUGUACUGAGGCUGCGCCGCGACCCGGCCCCGGCCCCGGCCCGGGCGGCCCCACCCUCCGUGUAUAUAGAUCCCGGUAUUACUCCGCUGCGAUUAUUAGCCUUUUUACUUCUGAGUUUGUCCUUCAGGCCCCGUCACUUGGGGGGGCUGACGUCACUGGCCGGUGGCUCCGGAUGGGCCUUGGGGCGUCCGGCGGGGCCUGGGCCGGGGAUGCCGGGUCCAGCCUCCAAGUCCUGGCUCCUCCCCUGCGCCUCCAGGGAGCGCCCGGGCAGCUCCGCGCCUCCGUUCACCUGCCCUUCCUAACGCUCGCUGUCCACUGUCAUCCACCCUGAAAGCCACUCAAUAAAGGAGGAAACCAGGCAUGCCAACCAGCCGCUGGCUCCCUGUGUCGCGGCA